Pecten maximus is the source of this 1975-nucleotide messenger RNA. RefSeq names its product aromatic-L-amino-acid decarboxylase-like. Gene Ontology annotation, molecular function: pyridoxal phosphate binding; aromatic-L-amino-acid decarboxylase activity. Lineage: Eukaryota; Metazoa; Mollusca; Bivalvia; Pectinida; Pectinidae. The transcript has 13 exons. The record is from RefSeq and is a predicted model, not a curated record. Gene Ontology annotation, biological process: amino acid metabolic process; catecholamine metabolic process; serotonin biosynthetic process. The coding region runs from base 281 to 1720 and encodes 479 amino acids.
CUGACUUCAACGUUAGUGUGAACAACACGAUUCUGUUUGUUGUCGUAAAAGGUGGACUGUUAAUUAAACGUGCUAUGACGUUUUUCGUUACAGUGUACAACACGGAGCUGAGCUUGUGUCGCAGACCAUUCUCAAUAGGCGCAGCAAUGGUGUCUAUUGAUUGUGACUGAAUAGGCCCGACACUGUUGUUUUCCCCCACAAUCUAUAUUUGUCGUGGUCACAUGUGAAGCGAAUACAUCUGGAUCUAGGUGGAUAUUCUCAGUUAGGACAAAUACACACUAUGGACGUGGAGGAGUUCCGAAAGAGAGGGAAGGAAAUGGUGGACUAUGUGGCUGAUUACUUGGAAAAUAUACGAGAGCGUCGUCCAUUCCCCACCGUCGCCCCGGGAUAUCUCAGAGAACUUAUCCCAGACCAUGCUCCCGAUGACCCAGAUAACUGGGAUGAUAUUUUCACCGAUAUUGAAAGAGUCAUCAUGCCUGGAGUGACCCACUGGCACUCACCACAGUUCCAUUCCUUUUUUCCGACUGCCAAUUCCUACCCUGCUAUUAUAGCUGACAUCCUCUCAGAUGGCAUUGGGUGUAUAGGUUUCACCUGGGCAUCAAGUCCAGCAUGCACAGAGUUGGAGGUUGUAGUUUUAGACUGGCUCGGUAAGAUGUUGGACCUUCCCCCAGCCUUUCUUUUCUCCUCUGGAGGGAAAGGAGGUGGCGUCAUAGAGGGUACAGCCAGUGAGGCCACACUAGUCACCCUACUGUCAGCCCGUACAAAGACCCUACGCCAGCACAACAAAUCUGGAGAUGGUCACCAUGACGAUGGAGCUGUCCUGUCAAAACUUGUCGCCUACUGCUCGGAUCAAGCCCACUCAUCCGUAGAAAGGGCUGGCCUUAUAGGAGCUGUCACAAUGAAGAAAUUGGAAACGGAUGAGAAGGGUUCACUAAGGGGGACCACUCUACAGCAAGCAAUCGAAAGGGACCGAGCAGCAGGUCUCAUUCCAUUUUAUCUGUGCGCCACCCUGGGAACCACUCUGUCCUGUGCGUUUGAUAACGUGUUGGAAUGUGGACCAGUGUGUCAGAAAGAGGGAAUAUGGAUGCACAUUGACGCAGCAUACGCUGGCAGUUCUUUCAUCUGUCCUGAGUUUCGACCAUUGUUGAAUGGUGUUGAGUAUGCAAUGUCUUUCAAUUUCAACCCACAUAAAUGGCUGAAAGUGAACUUUGAUUGUUCUACAUUAUGGGUACAGGAUAGCUCUCUGAUCAGUGAUGCUUUCAAUGUGGACCCUCUGUACCUCAAACAUGAAAACCAGGGCAAAAUGCCGGACUAUAGGCAUUGGCAGAUUCCACUGGGACGGCGCUUCAGAUCUCUCAAACUGUGGUUUGUUAUCAGGGCCUAUGGUCUGAAAGGUUUACAAGAAUAUAUACGAAAAGAUGUCCAGCUUGCCCAUGAUUUUGAGAAAUUAGUGAAGGCAGACGACAGAUUUGAGAUCUUUGGUGAAGUUGUAAUGGGCCUCGUCUGCUUCAGGUUGAAGGGAACCAAUGACCGCAAUGAAAAACUUCUCAAGGCGAUCAAUGAUGAUGGUAGGAUAAGCAUUGUUCCAUCCAGUGUCAAGGGCACAUACUUCCUUAGGUUGGCAAUCUGUAGUUCCAAAACCAACAAUGAUGAUAUCAACUUAGCAUGGAAAGUUAUUAGUGAAGUUACAGCAAAACUUCUCCAGGAAAAUGGAUGUUAAUAGGAAAAUGAUUUUGAUUAUCAUUUGAAAACAGGAUUUCGGUUAAAAAUUUGUGUUAUAUAAUGAGUUGAUAAGAAAUAGAUGCCAAAUGAUGUCCUCAAAGCACUAAGCUGACUAUUUUAUAGGCCCAUCCAAUGUUCCCCACUCCUUGUUAUAAUAAGAAGGAAAUGGUAUGUGGCCUCAUGCAGAAUCAGAGGGGUUUCUUCUUGAAUUAAAUACUGAAAAAAAAAAGAAAAAAAAAAAUGUGCCCCCAUU